CAACGGCAGCCCGAGUCCCCCCCCUCACGGCAACGGCAGGGCCGCCAUUGGCAGCUCCCGCCGGGGGAGACCGACGCGCGCACACACACACACACACAGAGAGAGAGAGGGAGGGAAUGAACCGCUUACAUGAGAAAGGCGUUACUAGGCACUUUGAUGCAGAUGGAUAAUUGAAAUUUGGUUUCAACCAUAUAUUCUUAUCAAGUUCGUUUGUUCCAGUGCUUUUGAUUGACUCUAUGCUAUCAACUUAGAUUUCUUCUGUGUUGCUCAAGAUGGAAACCGAAACAAUCCCCAUAUGGCAGAACAAGCCACACGGAUCCACCCGCAGUGUCGUUCGAAUGAUUGGAACAAGUCUUCCUUUGAAACCCUGUCGCAGAGUUUGUUUUGAGCUUGUCCCAGGAUUGUCAGCAGUUGAUUCCUUACAUUCUGUCUAUGGGACUGGACCACCUGUGCCAACUCUGGCAGAUGUUGCCUGGAUCGCUGCAGAUGAAGGAGAAGCUUUCACCAGACUCAGAGCUGACGUCAGACCCUUCAGGGAGGAAUGGCACCCCACCCCAUUGCUGAUAAUGCACAGGAAUUCAUCAGUCCCGAACUUCAGAAGGGAAGGGAGGAGACACGAAACCCUGAAGAAGCCAGGUCUAGCUGCUCUGAACAGAACAGUUGCACUUCAGGAUGAACUUAGCCGUUUACGAGAACAGAUUGCUAAAAUAGUUGCUGUACAGGAGUCUGACGAAGAUGCCACCGAAUCUGCUGCUUUCACACCUGAACUUGGUUCUCCUGAUACUACAAGCAUUGCCUGCUCUUUGCCAGAGUUUGAAUCCGUAUAUCCUUCUCUAGCUUCGUUUACUAUCAAUGAUAUUACAGAGACAGACGAGCCUGAUUGCAUGAGUUUAUCGUCCUUCUCUAUCGCUGGCACCUCAAACUUUGACUUCGAAAAGAAAGAUCUAAAGGAUGAUGAUGAUGAUGAUGGAGAAGUGGUUUCUCUUUCCAAGUCCACGAGCUUCGCAGACAUGAUGGACAUCCUGAAAGACAUGAAUAGGGUUAAGCUACACUCGCUGCAGGGGUCCAAGGGAGACUCACUGAGGGAGAACGACCCGGCGGUGCGCAUAUCAGAAGCCUUGAAACGCAAGUUUACUGUUCAGGACAACGGUAUUUUCUUGAAUGAAAAUUAGAUUUCCACGCAUCAAAUCAUGUCCCUUCCAAAUUCCUGCUAGAUUUGAAACGCAAGGUGGAGUUGGUGGAAAACUGCAGUCAUUUGGAAGGGACUACAGUAUUUAUUCCCAGCCAUUUCAAACGUUCUGUGGGCCUUGCUACAGCAACAGCUGCCAAUAAGCAAAGAGCAUGGGACAAGCAUGGCGUAUUGAACAGGACACUUUCUGCUGCACACUUCUUUGCACAGCAAUAUUUACAGGCAGUGGAGACAAGGUUACACAAAAGGCAAGCUUCUAUUUGUGCCUUGAGUAGUUAAGAAAAAUGUCCCUACCUCAGUUGUUAUCCACUAUUGUUCCAUUACAAAGAAUGGGAGAGGGAUGAAAGACAUGAAUGUCGGAUUGCCAGAUAGCCAGUCCAACAUAUUUUUUUUUGUUUCAGGCAAAAUUGCACUUCACUAAAAUAUUGUCCCAAAUCGAUCCGCACGGUUGUUUGCACAUCAAAUGUAUUGGUGAGAAAUCUACCUUUGAUAACAGGGUUUCCUUGAUCUUAAUUCAGAAACUCUGGCGAAAGCAGGUGUCUCUUUGUUCCUUAUGUUGGGUUCACUUUCAAAUGGAGAUCAAAUAGAGAAAUUGGCUUUUAUGACCCUCUUGCGUUUUGAUCUCUUUCUUCCCGCCCACCCCCAUUCACUCAAAAUGACAUGAAUUAUUUCACUCAUUCACGGUUAUGUUCCCAGAAUGGGGAGAAAAGGAUGUUUUGAUGGUGACGCAAUACCAUGAACAAACUCAAGCAGUUUGGGUGGAAAUGUUUACUUCCUUUGACGAAUGUAACAACUGUCAGUAAGACUGCAUUUUACUUCAAUCUUUAUUGUUUCAACCAUUUCCUUGCAACGUUGAUUAACUUGAGGAUAAAUUCCAAGAUCGCCGAUUCUUAAUUUGAAAGCUUAUUGAGUUAUUUGAGCCUAAGACUAGUUGUGUCAACUGAGCCACUAGUGAGGUUAAUCCACUUAUUACACUGGUUCAAAUCACUUGAUUGCAAAUCUGAAUACCAUUGAUGUUUCUUAUGGUUAUAAUCCUCAAAAUGUGUCGGGAGAUUUUUCUGAUCUUCAUCCUAGUAAUAAUAACCAUUCCUGCAAACUGACCAAACCCCUGUUGUGUCUUGUUCUGGCAAUGCUCUUUGAUAUCUGAUCAGGAACAUUAGCCAAAUAUAUUUGGAGAAUAAAAUCAGUCUGUUACAUUGUCUGAAGAGUUUGCUAAUUUGUUGUAGGUAAGCGCUAGUCUGUAUGAUGGCUAGAGUUGCAUCUUAAGUUUACUGGUACAAUGCAGUCAAUACAAUUGUGAUCAACAUUAACCCAGGUGAAAUACUCAGUUAGUAGCCCAUCAGAACAUAGUUUUCACCAAAUCCAACAACUAGUUCUUCUAACUGAAAAAUGUUUGUUAAAGCAUUGAAAAUAAGCUGCAGUUUAGGUUAGCAGAAAACAUCUGUAAAGUUGGUUAAUUUACACAUUAAUUCUGCAUUGGUGAUAGGUCAUUAUAGUUUUGGGUUCCAAUGCUUCUUCUAAAGCAUUGUGUAUAUAUUCUUUAAAGUGUGUAAACAUUGCUUAUCCCUCUGUCUGACAUAAUUGACAAAUUGAAACUUGGAUCAUUAAAAGUGUUUUGUUCUGAGAAUGCUCUUUAAUAUCUGAUGAAGAACAUUAGCCAAAUAUACGUGAGCAAUUCCUUUUAGAUAUUAACCUGUUAACUUACUGCCAAUAAGCAACGGCCAUCUUGCGAAUUGGCUCACACUUAAACCCGACUGCCUUGUUGGAACUUGUUCAUCACAUCUUGACCAGUUUGCAUCAGAGAGAUGCGCACAGAAAUCUGCCCCAUACUCCGUCUAAUUCCGUUACCUGAAUUGGGUAGAGCAGUGAUCAUGAAUCCUGGAUAAGGACCAGCUUCAGGUAGAGAAAAACAAGUUUGUCUUUGUGCAUGCUCCCUGAGGAGGAAUUUUAGCUUAGCAUUAGGACUUCUGAACUCCCAUUUGUAUAUACUGUAAAAUCAACAGGUUUUCCCAAAUUUAGCAUGGAUUUGAGUUUCGGUCUUCCAAAGCACAGUAGAAUGUUAUUCCGUUAGUUGUUUUGUCAGCCAUGUUAUCUUUCAUCCCAGGAAUCUUUCUCUGAAUUGCUGAAAUUAUUUACACACUUGACAGGUGCUGUUACAGUUUAAUGGGAGAGCCCAUCGCUGGACUGUAAAAAGUCUAAUGAAAUGAAUUCUUUUUUAAAAAAAUACAAUAAUAAUUUGGUCACAAUCCACGACAGUCAAAUCCCUUUACCGUAUAUUCUGUGAAGCGCUUUGAAAUGUCUAGAAGACGUGCAAAGUGCUAUACCAAAUGCAAGGCUUAUUAUUAUUAUCUUUUGGUAUGCCACUGGAUGAUGUGAGUGGAAAAAAAUUAUCAAUUCGCCACUUCCGAUAUUUUUCUCAGCACAGAAAUUGAAUGAAACGUUCAAUUAAAACAAAGUUUCCUUUCUAUUCUAUUUUUAGAAGAUGGAAAAGGAUUACGCUGUAUUACAAUAUAGUAACAGUACGAAUCCUGUUCCAUCAGUAAAAUAUGAAGAAGCUACAGCUUCCAAUGCAAGCUGGCAUUUAGUCCUGGUCAGGAAUAGAUGGUGAUUGAUUCUUCCCAGCAAAUAUAUUGCUUAAAAAAAACCUUGGUGUUCUCAAUAUCUAGCAAUUUGGGGUUAAGUUCUUCAGUGAUGUAUUAUAGAGAUCUUUAACUAAACGAGAACCUACCCUGCACGUUUACUAUAGUUCUUCAGACCUUCCUUUAGAGAGUAAAAGCAAUUCCCAUUUGUUCAUUUACAUUUAAAUAGAGUGAAACUUGGCGAAGGCUAUUUUAUAAAUCUGUUGACGUAAAACUAUUACGCCAUAUGAAAUGACUUGAAAGCAAUAAGGUAUCAGAUUGUUUAUGCAUGAUAGCAGAACUAUUUAUUACAUUUAGAUACAGUAUGUGUAAGUUUUCAACUAAUGGUUUAUUUUAAGUUGGAAUUUUUUGGCUUGUUUCUUUCCCAUACUUUAACCUCAAACUUGUAUCAAUAUAAAUAAAGGCAGAAUAUUCUUGCA
Molecule: messenger RNA, 4247 nt
Organism: Callorhinchus milii (elephant shark)
Lineage: Eukaryota; Metazoa; Chordata; Chondrichthyes; Chimaeriformes; Callorhinchidae
Gene: mtfr1l
Product: mitochondrial fission regulator 1-like
Exons: 8
Coding region: 273-1172 (299 amino acids)
Biological process (GO): mitochondrial fission; aerobic respiration
Cellular component (GO): mitochondrion
Source: RefSeq, a predicted model, not a curated record